UACACUUGUCGAGCCAUCACUUUAAGGCUGAUCAGCAAACAGGGACCUCUGACAUGCCAAACGAUUGCUACGUUCAAGGGUCUCUAUCGAUGCCACGAACUCAGAUCUCUCGCGGCACCCAGCCACUGGAGUUUCAAGCUAACGCUCCUGGUCGGCUCUCCUCCAGCUAUCCACGCAAAACAGAUACUCAACAACUGCAAAACUAUUUGACGGGUCUCUGGCCUGUUGGGCAAGAUGAACUCGCCUCUCCCCCUCUCUUGAUGCAUCCAUACCGCCUUCCAGCUGACUGAGGCUUUGAUGCAGUUAAGCUGUGGGCGGCCGAGUCGAGUCCACGACUAGGCUGGCCGCUAAUGCACCAGCAAUUCGGGAUGCAAGUCAACCUCAGCCGUACACCUAAAGCCACCUAUCAUAUGAGUCCAUGUGGCUGGCAGCUUGUGCUGCGGUCGAUCGA
Aspergillus eucalypticola CBS 122712 is the source of this 451-nucleotide messenger RNA. RefSeq lists its product as uncharacterized. Bases 54 to 290 code for a protein of 78 amino acids. The record is from RefSeq and is a predicted model, not a curated record. Lineage: Eukaryota; Fungi; Ascomycota; Eurotiomycetes; Eurotiales; Aspergillaceae. The transcript is spliced from 2 exons.